CUGAGGAGGCCCGGAGGAGCACCUGCUGCGCCACACCGAGCCGGACUCUUCUCUCCCAGGAGGGGGGGAGGAGGAAGGAGCGAGGGGGGCCUCCUUCGCUCCCGUUUCAGGUUUCCGCUCCCGACUCCGGGGGGGGGGACCGGCUCCAACGAGUCCAACGCGGCACGGGUCUACGUCCUUUUUCCUCUUCUGCCUUUUAUCUGUUUUUCCCCUUUUCUCUUUUUUUUCUUUUUGAGGUUUGGGGGAUUUGCCAAAACCUGUUUCAUGCAUGUCCAGUGGGGGCAGGUUCGACUUUGAUGAUGGGGGGUCAUACUGCGGAGGGUGGGAGGAGGGGAAGGCCCACGGCCACGGCAUCUGCACCGGGCCCAAGGGCCAGGGCGAGUACUCGGGGUCCUGGAGCCACGGGUUCGAGGUGCUGGGUGUGUACACUUGGCCCAGCGGGAACACCUACCAAGGCACGUGGGCCCAGGGCAAGAGGCACGGCAUCGGGGUGGAGAACAAGGGGAAGUGGGUGUACCGGGGCGAGUGGACGCACGGAUUUAAGGGACGUUACGGCUUGCGGGAGAGCACUGGGAGCAGCGCCAAGUACGAGGGCACCUGGAGCACGGGCCUGCAGGACGGAUACGGCACGGAGACGUACUCCGACGGAGGGACGUACCAGGGCCAGUGGGUGGGCGGGAUGCGGCACGGCUACGGCGUGCGGCAGAGCGUCCCGUACGGCAUGGCGGCCGUCAUCCGCUCGCCGCUGCGCACGUCCAUAAACUCGCUGCGCUCCGAGCACAGCAACGGCGCGGCCCUGCACGGCGACGGGCCGGGCGCGGCCGGGGGCGGGGGCGGGGGCGGGGGCGGGGCGGCGGGCAGCCCGGCCGUGUCGCGGGGCGGCUUCGUGCUGACGGCGCACGGCGAGGCCGAGCUCCUCCGCGGGAAGAAGAAGGGCCUCUUCCGCCGCUCCAUCCUCAGCAGCCUGAAGCUGCGCAAGUCCGAGUCCAAGAGCUCGCUGGCCAGCCAGCGCAGCAAGCAGAGCUCCUUCCGCAGCGAGGCGGGCAUGAGCACCGUCAGCUCGGCCGCCUCCGACAUCAACUCCACCGUCAGCCUGGGCGAGGGCGAGGCCGAGCUGUCGGUCGCCGAGGACGACCUGGACGCCACCACCACCGAGGCGUACGCCGGCGAGUGGAAGAGCGACAAGCGCUCGGGCUGCGGGGUGAGCCGGCGCUCCGACGGGCUGCGCUACGAGGGCGAGUGGCUGGCCAACCGCCGGCACGGCUACGGCUGCACCACCUUCCCCGACGGCACCAAGGAGGAGGGCAAGUACAAGCAGAACUCGCUGGUGAGCGGCAAGCGCAAGAACCUCAUCCCGCUGCGGGCCAGCAAGAUCCGCGAGAAGGUGGACCGGGCCGUGGAGGCCGCCGAGAAGGCCGCCGACAUCGCCAAGCAGAAGGCCGAGAUCGCCCUGUCCAGGACGGCCCACGCCCGGGGGAAGGCGGAGGCGGCCAUGGGUGCGGCUCAGAAGGCGCAGGAGGAGUGUCGGCUGGCCAGGGUCACUGCCAAAGAAUUCUCCCCCUCCUUCCAUCACCGCGGAAACGGAGUGGAGUGCCAAAGGCCAAAGCAUCAGAACUCGAGUGAGAACGACAUCGAGGCCGUCUCCAGCGGCACGCCCGACAGCCCCGAGCUGUACAUGAAGGGCACCACGCCCCCGGACCUGACCCCCGACCUGAGCCCCGUGCCCAGCCGGCCCUCCACCCCGCCCCGCAGCCCGGCCAAGCCCUCGCACCGCACCAAGAACGCCCGCUUCCUGCGGCAGACCGCCGUGGACGACGAGCGGGGGGGCGGAGGGGGAGGAGGAGGAGGAGGAGGAGGAGGAGGAGGAGGCGCGGCCGAGAUCCAGGUGCUGAUGGAGGGCCGGGGGGGCGGGGGGGACUACCUGCGGGCCAACAGCUGGAGCGAGGACAAGCGGCACCAGGGCGGGAGCAGCCGGGGGAGCAGCCGCUCCGCCACGCCCUCCGGGCCCCUGGACGGCCGGGCCAACGGCCACCGGCACGCCUCGGCCAACCACAAGCCGCGGGAGCGCUGGGCGGACUGCCCGUCGGUGGCCUGGACUACGCAGCGGGCUCUGAGCGAGGGCCUGGCGCGCUCGCGGCUGCUGGAGCAGGACGAGGAGAAGCUCAGCAACUACGAGAUGGAGAUGCGGCCGCUGCAGCCCAUGGACUCCGCUUCCCAGAAGCCCUACGGGCACGGCGAGGAGCGCCACGCCCACCCGCACCCCGAGCCCCGCCCGCCGCACGCCCCGCAGAGACUGCGGCCCAAGAGCCGGGAGGGCCGCGAGGGCGGGGCCUGGCCCCCGGGGGGCAGGGACGGGGCGUGGCCGGCGGGGGCCGCCUCCGACCCCACGCCGAAGCUGGAGGCGCGGCCCCUCUGCCGGGACCUCACCCUCUCCCCACCACAGAAGUCUUCACCCAUUGCACUAGAACAGGACGAGGAGAGCAUGACCCAGCUCAAAUCAAACUCGGGUUCCAGCUCUAUUCUGGUUGUCAUGGUGAUUUUGCUCAACAUUGGAGUGGCCAUUUUGUUUAUUCACUUUUUUAUUUAAACAAUGUAUUGCCUAUUAAUUCUUCUUAUUAUCUAUACUAUUGUUAUGAAUUAAUAUGAAUACUAUCAUGGCUAUUCACCCCCCCCCCCCCUCCAACCCUCUUUAGCCUGUUUUGACAAAGAGACAUAAUAAGGUCUAUACAGAAUAUGAAACUCCAUUAAAGAUACACGUGAGGUCAAAUUUAACAGAGCAGCAAAUGCUCAAAUCCACCAUUCUACUCAUAACGUUACCUGCCGUUUCCUCAUUCCUUUCAAAGACCAUUUUAACUUAUUAUUUAAAUAAUUUAUUUAUUGGUUAACGAUAUUACGAUGAAUUGCAAAUUAUUGUUUUUUUGGGGGGUUUUUUUCAAUUGCCUUGUUUUGCUCUGUUGAUGAUGUCGAUGGGUUCAUUACUUUAUAUAUUUUAUUUUUCUUGGGAAGUUUAACAAAAAAGAGAUUAGAAUCUGGCGCGGGCUUGUUAAACCAUGUUGUGGCCCCUGGGUGAAGCUCCGCCCCUGGAGCGGUUCCCAUGGUGACGCCCGCGCCCGCUCACCGUCGCCAGGUGAGGAGAUCCAACGGGACGUGUCUGUUAAUCUUUCCGGAAAACAGAUGGCCGUGUGGACAGAAGCUGACCCCAUCCUCCCCCUCCUGGACACGCCCUCCCCCCCUUUCCACAGCCGCGGGGGAUUGUGGGAUAGGUGGAGUCUGGAGAAGAGAAAGGAUUCUUAAACAGGGCUACUCACUCUCAACCGUAUGCAACAGAGGAGAGACAGGCUGUCUGAAAGGGCUUCAUCACUGCAUUCAUGUCCGCAUGGAAACCCAGAAAUGUUUUCUCACCAUAAUGACCAUGCGCACCCAGAAACACACACACACACACACACACACACACACACGUACAACACAGACAAGCUAACGCACACACUCAUAUAUACUGUACACUCACACACACAUACACACACACGCAUAAAUAUACACAUACACAUAUACUGUACACUCACACACACAUGCACUCACACACUAAUGAAACAUACAUGCACACCCAAGCACAUAAACACACUCUCCACACUCACGUAUACACACACCGCACUCAGAAACAUAUGCAAAUGCAUACAAGAACAGCAAGCAUAUAAACAUACACAUAGCAUUCACACACAUAUGCAAACGCACAUAAACACACACACACACUUAUGAACACAGACACACCGCGCUCGCACAGAUACGCAACGGCACACAUACACAGCGCUCUCCACCCACAUCUGCUCCGCCUGCCAG
Molecule: messenger RNA, 3837 nt
Organism: Conger conger (European conger)
Lineage: Eukaryota; Metazoa; Chordata; Actinopteri; Anguilliformes; Congridae
Gene: jph3b
Product: junctophilin 3b
Exons: 5
Coding region: 269-2587 (772 amino acids)
Biological process (GO): regulation of synaptic plasticity
Cellular component (GO): junctional membrane complex; endoplasmic reticulum membrane; plasma membrane
Source: RefSeq, a predicted model, not a curated record